AAACGAGGAUCGUUUUCUUACUGUUAAUACUGUAUCAAUUGUUUUGUUAGAGAUUCCUCUUUCUCCAAUCUCCAGUCACUCGGCCCUCGGGCACACACUCUUUCUGCUUUAUUUUCUCAAUUUGGACUUUUCUUCUCUCUUUUGCUAACGUUUUCUUCUCUUUGUCAUCAUUUCAGAUUUCCACCUCCGUCUCUGCAAAAUCUUUGCAUCAGGGACUCUACUUGGCCUUUUUUGGGGCCUAAUGCUGAGUUCUCACUGAUACGGUUAAGGUUCUCACAUAUAUUUCGCCCAGUCUCUAUCGAGUUUCCGUCAGUGCCUUCGAAUUUAUGACUUUCCCAACUACUUUUCUCUUAUGGUCGCCCAGUCUCUUAUGGUCUUUCUAUCUCUUAUGCUCGUUAUCUCUGUUUUCGUUUGAAAACUACUAGUCCUCUGUUUUUAGUUUGGCACCGAUCAGAUUUUGGAGUUCUCACAUCCAGCGUAGAGUGCUCUGAAAGAGUAAUCAAACGAGUAUCCUUUCACUUCUCGGUCUUCAGCUUCUGGGUCUUGUCACAAUCCCCUCAUUAAAGCCUUUUCCUUGGCGGGUUUCUCUUUUCUUGUACAGCCAACCCAUUUGCUUCUGUGCCUUGAAAAAGUUUCCUGUUUUUUCUUUUGUUGUGCAAGGUUAGUGUUUAAAGAAGACUGUUUCGGUUUAUACUUCCCAUGUCCUAGUUUCUUCACUUUCUGGGUGGGUUAAUCAAGUGUUGAUGAGGUUCUUAAGCCUGCUCAUGUGACCUUGGAUUGAAUUUGUGAGUCUGUGUUUAGACUAUUGAAAUGGUGAAGAUGGGUUUUGGAAACUCUAAGACGGAGAGGAAUGUAGCUUUAGGCCUUUGCAAAGAAAGAAAGAGGUUUAUCAAGCAAGCCAUUGAUUCGAGGUACGCUCUUGCAGCUGCUCAUGUCUCUUACAUUCAGUCUCUUCGAAACAUUGGCAUUGCUCUCCGGCGAUACGCGGAGGCAGAGGUCUUGAUUGAGUCUUCUCUGUCGACCUCCGCCACUGACCUUGACAAGACUCCAUCCCAUUCCUCCUAUCCAUCUCCAUCUCCCUCUCACAUUGCAGAGGUUUCGGAUUCGCCGUUGCCCAAUGAGAGCCCUCUGUCGCCACCAAUUGCGAGUUUGAGCUAUAUGAGGUCUGGAGGUGGUGCUGCUUCUGUGACUUUUACUGUGGAUCCAAAUAGUGGUGAUGCUUGUGUGGAUGAUGAGUCAUUUAUUUGUCCAAUGCCACCUCCCCCGCCUCCUUUUGAAUCCGGCUCUUCUUGGGAUUUCUUCGAUCCUAGUGAUGCGGCUGAAAGCUUUAGGUUUGUUGGCCAUAAUGGGUUGAAUGUUGAUUUUGAUGAUGAAAGCUUUAGGUUCGUUAAUCCUAGUAAAAUUAGCUUAAAUACAAGUUUGAGGCCUGAUUUUCAGCGAAUGGGUUUUGAAAUCUCUGGCAAUCCUGAGACUGAAAAUAAUGGACGGAAUCAAGCUGUAGAGCUUAAUGGGCGUGCAGUUAACUCAGAUAGAACUGAAGGGUCUGGCAGUGAUGAAAGGCACCACGAUGUAGAAUUCGAUGCUAAUGAUUUGGCCAGAACUGUUUCAAGCAGGGUGCCUCUUGAACAGUCUAGCUCAAAGAGGGAGAAAGCAGUGGUGGAAAAAGAUUUGUGUGCAGAAAGAGAAGAUCCAUCAGAGUUUAUUACCCACAGAGCUAAAGAUUUCCUUUCAAGCAUAAAGGAUAUAGAGCAUCGUUUCUUUAGAGCCUCUGAAGCAGGAAAGGAAGUGUCUAGGAUGCUUGAGGCUAACAAAAUCAGAGUCGGAUAUUCAGAGAAAAAGGGGAGGUCAUAUGCUUUGGCUAUUUUGGGGGCUUUCAAACUUGUUUGCUCUCGUCGAAGGACUGCACUUGUGUCUCAUGAACCUGCACAUCAUGUUACGAAGGUUAUCACUUGGAAGCGGUCAACGUCUAAAAGGUCGUCUUCAUCUAGAAGUCCACUAGCCUCAGCAUCCAAAGAGGAUGCCGAUGAUAGUGGGAGUGACUUUGCUGAAGAGUUCUGUAUGAUUGCCGGAAGUCACUCCUCUACCCUGGACAGGCUGUAUGCAUGGGAAAGAAAACUCUACGAUGAAGUAAAGGCCAGUGAGUCCAUCAGAAAGAAGUACGAUAGGAAGUGUGAGCAGCUGAGGCACCAAUUUGCGAAGGAUUGUAGUGCUCAAGUGAUUGACAAAACCCGCUCAGUGGUAAAGGAUCUGCAUUCACGGAUUAAAGUGGCCAUUCAUUCAGUAGAUUCAAUAUCAAAAAGGAUCGAGAAAAUGAGGGAUGAAGAGUUGCAUCCCCAGCUUAUUGAACUAAUUCAAGGAUUGAUCAGGAUGUGGAAGGCCAUGCUUGAAUGCCAUCAUGCACAGUACAUUACUAUCUCAUUGGCAUACCAUUCAAGAAGCUCAAAAGGAACCCUUCCAGGUGAAAACCGCAGGCAGAUUAUAGAUCAACUCCAGCAGGAAAUCGAAUGCUUUGGCUUAAGUUUUGCAAAUUGGUUCAAUAGCCUUACAUCUUAUGUGGAAGCUCUGAAUGGUUGGUUGCAAAACUGUAUCCUACUACCACAGGAGCGUUCUCGGGGUAGGAGGCCGCCAUUCUCCCCUCGUCGAGCCUUGGCUCCACCUAUAUUUGUUAUUUUUCGGGAUUGGUCUGUCGGGAUCAAAAUUUUGCCAUCUGAGGAACUUAGUAAUGCCACCAAGAACUUCUUGUCUGAUCUGAAUCAUAUAAUGGACCACCAAGCAGAACAAUUGCAGGACACGCAGAAACUAGCUGAUGGAAAUGACGAAGAAGCGGAGAGCAAAGAUGAUGAGAAGAAUGAGGAAGAUGUGCCCAUCAACUUGUGUUGCAUACACGUCAGUCUUGCAAAAGUUCUCGAUCGACUGAACAAAUUUUCAGAGGCUUCUCUGAAAAUGUACGAGGAUAUUAGACAGAAAGGUGAAGCAGCUCACAUUGCAUACUUGAAUUGGAGACCAAUUAGGUAUUGAAUAUCUCUGUAUAAUAGGAGUGUUACCAAGAUUGUUGUGGCUGGAAAAUAUGACUGUAUGUUCCAAAAAAUGGUUUCAAUCAUGUGCCCGUGCAUGGGCUCCUGGAAGCAGAAACUAUGGGCGUUUAGUAGAAGCACUCUCUGGGUCAUUAGUGUGUGCCUUGAAAUGACCCUGUGAUCUAACAAUGCUGAGAUUGAGAUGGUAUCAUGGUAAUGUAAUGUUUGGUCACCAAAAGAGUUCAUGAGGUUCAAUUUAGUUAUUGAAUGUUUAAACGUUUCAAAUUGAGAGCUCAAAAUUGAAAAUUGUUUUAAUAUGUACAUUCAGACAAAUUUUUGACUAUUUGGGCAGUCAAAUUGUUGAUGUGGCAUAAAAAAUUAACAUAAGUUAUCUAUUU
Molecule: messenger RNA, 3412 nt
Organism: Tripterygium wilfordii
Lineage: Eukaryota; Viridiplantae; Streptophyta; Magnoliopsida; Celastrales; Celastraceae
Product: protein ALTERED PHOSPHATE STARVATION RESPONSE 1-like
Exons: 5
Coding region: 811-3018 (735 amino acids)
Source: RefSeq, a predicted model, not a curated record